GCGCGCCGCCGCUUGCGCUUCUGCCACUUCGCGGGAGAAGUUGUUGGCGCCAAUGGAUCCCGAGCCCCGAUAACGGAUUCCCCCUAGCCGAGGGCCUGCCCACCUGCUCCUCUUCGGUCUUGGGGCUGCGAUGGACAUUCGGAAAUUCUUUGGGGUUAUAUCAAGUGGAAAAAAGCCUGUGAGUGAGACCGUAAAGAAGAAUGAGAAAAUAAAACCUUCGGAGGGAACUGUCAAAGGAAAGAAAGGAGCAAAGGAAGUCAAGGCUGAUAACUCCAGGAGAGAGGAUGUCUCCAAACCAAAGCCGCACAAGAGGAAGAGGAUCAUCUAUGACUCAGAUUCAGAAUCAGAGGAGACAGUGCAGGUAAAAAAUGCUAAAAAGAAAUCAGAAAAAUCAGAAAAAUUGCCACUGUCUUCUAAACCUGGUAAAAUUUCUCGGAAGGAUCCUGUUACUUACAUUUCUGAGACAGACGAAGACGAUGACUUUGUGUGUAAAAAGGCGGCCUCCAAAUCCAAAGAGAACGGAGUGUCUGCAAACAGUUACCGUGGAGCAUCAACCGCGAAAAAGAAUGAAGAGAACACGAAGACCAAGAGUAAACCUUUAUCACCAAUAAAGCUUACACCAACGUCAGUGCUCGAUUAUUUUGGAACCGAAAGUGUCCAGAGAUCUGGAAAGAAGAUGGUGGCAAGCAGAAGAAAAGAGAUUUCUCAAAACAUGGAUGAUUCCAGGUUGAAUGAUGAGGCCAUUGCCAAGCAGUUGCAGCUUGAUGAAGAUGCAGAGCUGGAGAGGCAGUUGCAUGAAGAUGAAGAGUUUGCCCGAACGUUAGCCAUGUUGGAUGAAGAACCCAAGACCAAAAAGGCCCGAAAGGACCCUGAAGAGGGAGAAUCAUUUUCACCUGUCCAAGCUGAUUUAAGCAAAGCAGAAAACCAUAAAAGCCCUGAUAAAGAGCACUUUUUAAACGAAAGGAAGCCCAGCAGUCCUGCUAAGCCCAGCAGGGGUGGGUGCGCCAGAGGGUCUGCGCAGCCCUGCAGAUCGUCAGCUCACCAGAGCGAAGCCUGUUCCUCUUCCAAGGCUAGCUCCAAGCUGGCACUUACGAAAGCAAAAGAAAGUUCCUACAAAGACACAGAGCUGACGGCCUCAAAAAGAAAAGAAAAUGCCAUUGAACCCAAAGGAGAGAACCAAACUCCUAAGAAAACCAAAAGUUCUCCAGCUAAAAAAGAGUCUGUAAGUCCGGAAGAUUCUGAAAAGAAACGCACUAAUUAUCAGGCUUAUCGAAGCUACUUAAAUCGAGAAGGUCCCAAAGCUCUGGGCUCCAAAGAAAUACCCAAGGGAGCUGAAAACUGCUUGGAAGGCCUGACAUUUGUGAUCACAGGCGUGCUGGAGUCCAUUGAACGAGAAGAAGCCAAGUCUCUAAUUGAACGUUAUGGGGGGAAGGUAACAGGAAAUGUGAGCAAGAAAACCAACUACCUCGUCAUGGGCCGGGACAGCGGACAGUCCAAGAGUGACAAGGCAGCAGCUCUGGGAACAAAAAUCCUUGAUGAAGAUGGUCUGUUGGAUCUGAUUCGAACUAUGCCAGGCAAGAAAUCCAAGUAUGAAAUAGCUGCUGAAGCUGAGAUGAAGAAAGAAAAGUCCAAAUUGGAGCGAACACCCAAAAAAAAUGACCAGGGAAAAAGAAAAACAAGUCCAACUGAGAAGGAGUCAGAGUCUAAAAAGAGCAAACUGACUCCCCAAAAGGAUAGCCCUACAAAGGCCACCAAGAAGGAAGUGAAUGUGUUUCGGAGGGGCCUGGACUUCACGGAGCAGGUAGUCAAGGAGACGCCUGGCCACAGCAGGGCUCGGGGUCCGGCCGAGGCCCGCCGUGGGGACCAGGUGGAGAGCCUGCUCUGGGUGGAUAAGUACAAGCCCACCUCCCUCAAGAACGUCAUCGGCCAGCAGGGUGACCAGAGCUGUGCCAACAAACUCCUGCGCUGGCUCCGAAACUGGCGUCAGAGUUCUCCCGGAGAGAAGCAGCACGCAGCAAAAUUUGGCAAACUUUCCAGCAAAGAUGAUGGUUCCAGUUUCAAGGCAGCACUGCUGUCCGGCCCGCCGGGUGUUGGCAAAACCACAACCGCUUCUCUUGUGUGCCAGGAAUUGGGCUACAGUUACGUGGAACUAAAUGCAAGUGAUACUCGGAGUAAGAACAGUUUGAAAGCAAUUGUUGCUGAAUCCUUGAACAACACCAGCAUCAAAGGCUUUUAUACAAGUGGAGCAACUCCUUCGGUAAGCUCGAAGCAUGCUCUCAUCAUGGAUGAGGUUGACGGCAUGGCCGGCAGUGAGGACAGGGGCGGAAUUCAGGAACUAAUAGGCCUGAUAAAGCAUACUAAAAUUCCCAUCAUUUGUAUGUGCAAUGAUAGAAAUCACCCCAAAAUUCGCUCUUUGGUUCAUUAUUGUUUUGAUCUUCGUUUCCAAAGACCUCGGGUUGAACAGAUUAAGAGUGCAAUGCUGUCUAUUGCAUUUAAAGAGGGUUUAAAGAUCCCCCCUCCAGCUAUGAAUGAAAUAAUUUUGGGAGCUAAUCAAGAUGUCAGACAGGUUUUACAUAAUAUGAGCAUGUGGUGUGCACAGAGCAAGGCACUGACUUACGACCAAGCCAAGGCUGACUCUCAGAGGGCCAAGAAGGACAUCAAACUGGGUCCAUUUGACGUUGCCCGGAAAGUGUUUGCAGCUGGAGAGGAGACCGCACACAUGUCCCUGAUGGACAAAUCGGAUCUCUUUUUCCAUGACUAUUCCAUAGCCCCCCUCUUUGUCCAGGAGAACUACCUCCAUGUAAAGCCUGUGGCUGCAGGGGGUGACAUGAAGAAGCACCUGAUGCUUUUAAGCCGGGCCGCAGACAGCAUAUGUGACGGUGACUUAGUGGACAGUCAGAUCCGGAGUAAGCAAAACUGGAGUCUCCUGCCCACACAGGCCAUUUAUGCCAGUGUUCUUCCUGGAGAGUUGAUGAGGGGCUAUAUGACUCAGUUUCCCUCCUUCCCAAGCUGGCUGGGGAAGUACUCCUCCACGGGCAAACAUGAUCGGAUUGUUCAGGACCUAGCCUUGCACAUGAGUCUCAGAACUUACUCCAGCAAAAGGACGGUGAACAUGGAUUACCUGUCACACAUCAGAGAUGCACUUGUGCGACCCUUGGCCUCACAAGGGGCAGAAGGAGUUCAGCAUGUUGUCACACUUAUGGACACGUACUAUUUGAUGAGAGAAGACUUUGAGAAUAUCAUGGAAGUUAGCAGCUGGGGUGGCCAGCCCAGUCCCUUUUCCAGGCUGGAUCCCAAGGUGAAAGCAGCCUUCACAAGAGCUUAUAACAGGGAGGUCCAUCUGACCCCAUACUCACUUCAGGUAGUAAAGACAUCGAGACUCAGCACAGGCCCAGCACUGGAUUCUGAAUACCAUGAAGAGUUACAAGAAGAAGACAGUCAGUCUGAGGAGAAAGAGCAGGACGCAAUAGAGACUGAUGCCAUGAUCAAGAAAAAGACAAGAUCUUCAAAGCCUUCAAAACCAGAAAAAGGCAAGGAGUCCAAAAAAGGAAAAGGAAGUUGGAAGAAAUGAAACCGUUGUUCAGUACCAAGAGCUGCUUUUCACUUACCCUCUCGACUAGUCCAGCUGGUCUAGAGAACAGAAGCCUUACCCUUUGCCAGAGUAACCAUGUGUAGACAAUGGGGUGGGUGGCCUGGUGGUCCCACUAUAAAGGACGGUACAGCUAGACGGGCUG
Peromyscus eremicus (cactus mouse) is the source of this 3734-nucleotide messenger RNA. RefSeq names its product replication factor C subunit 1 (gene Rfc1). Gene Ontology annotation, molecular function: ATP binding; DNA binding; DNA clamp loader activity. Gene Ontology annotation, biological process: DNA replication; DNA repair. The record is from RefSeq and is a predicted model, not a curated record. Gene Ontology annotation, cellular component: nucleus; DNA replication factor C complex. NCBI's taxonomy places the organism in Eukaryota, Metazoa, Chordata, Mammalia, Rodentia, Cricetidae. The coding region runs from base 131 to 3571 and encodes 1146 amino acids. The transcript is spliced from 25 exons.